AUGCAGUUCUCAACAGUCGCCCUCUCCGCCUUGCUAGGCCUCGCUUCGGCCCAGACCGUCCACGUCGUGUCCGUCGCGACAGCAAACAACUCGCUCAUCUUCACCCCCGACAACAUCAAGGCGCCCGCUGGUGACAUGAUCCAGUUCCAGUUCCGCGCCGGCAACCACAGCGUCGCCCAGUCCACCUUCGACGCGCCCUGCUCGCCCAUCUCCCAGCACACCAACCAGACCGGUGUCUUCAGCGGCUUCCAGCCCGUCGCUGCUAGCCAGGCAAUGGGUAUGGUCCCGACCUGGACCAUCAUGGUCCAGAACACCAACCCCAUGUGGUUCUACUGCGCUACUGGCAAGCAUUGCCAGGCUGGUAUGGUCAUGGUCGUCAACGAGAACACUGGCGCAAAUGCCACCCGAUCCCUGGCUGAGUUCAAGAAGCUCGCCUCGGCCGCUACUGCCAACGUUGCCCCCAGCUCCGGGACCAACGGAGGCACCAACGGAGGCUCUGGCACUGGCACCGGCACCAACGGCGGCAACACCGGCACUGGCACCGGCACCGGCUCCACCACCAGCUCGUCUGCCGUCACCGCCGGUGCCUUCUCCCUGUCCGCAUCGACGUCGCUCAGCCUGCUCCUCGGUGCCGCCGCUGGCCUGUUCAUGCUAUGA
Molecule: messenger RNA, 657 nt
Organism: Neoarthrinium moseri
Lineage: Eukaryota; Fungi; Ascomycota; Sordariomycetes; Amphisphaeriales; Apiosporaceae
Exons: 2
Coding region: 1-657 (218 amino acids)
Source: RefSeq, a predicted model, not a curated record